This is a messenger RNA of Scheffersomyces coipomensis, 1791 nucleotides long. Its product is annotated as putative serine dehydratase domain-containing protein. The coding region runs from base 189 to 1457 and encodes 422 amino acids. The record is from RefSeq and is a predicted model, not a curated record. The transcript has a single exon. Lineage: Eukaryota; Fungi; Ascomycota; Pichiomycetes; Serinales; Debaryomycetaceae. Gene Ontology annotation, biological process: D-serine catabolic process. Gene Ontology annotation, molecular function: D-serine ammonia-lyase activity.
UAAUUUGUGAUUAUUUGGAAAGUUCCAAUCAAGUUAUUCACAUAAACAAUGAAAAAUUAAUAGUUAUAUGAACUGGUAGCUCGUUGCUGCUAAAAUCUCAAAAUUCUAGUAUGCUUUUUUGAUUUGAAAAAAAUUCAAAGAUUUGAUGAAUUUAAUGACAUAGUUUUCUAACUAAGAACCAACCAAUUAUGACCAACUAUACUUCAAAGUACUUAUCAUAUCCAAACAAGUCCGCCUUACUUAGCGAUUUUCAAGGAAAAAAAAUUCAUGAAUUACCAACCCCUUCUAUAAUAAUCAACAAGGAAAUUUUUGAAGUUAAUUCCAAUCAUAUGUUAGAGAAUGCCCAUAACUUAAAAGCAGAAUUCAGAGCUCACAUCAAAACUCAUAAGACAAUUGAAGGUUCAAAAUUGCAAUUAGGUACCUCCCAAUGGUCUACCUCAAAGUUAAUUGUGUCAACUUUAGCAGAAGCUUGGAAUUUAUUACCAUUAGUGGAAACUGGAGUCGUAAAUGAUAUCUUGUUUAGUUUACCAGUAGUUAAAUCAAGAUUAGAUGAAUUGGCUGAUUUAGCUGGAAAAGUUCCUAAUUUCAGGUUAUUGUUAGAUAACGAAGAGCAAGUUCAUAUGUUGGUAAAAUAUCGUGAAGAGAAUCCAAGCAUUAAACCAUGGUCAAUUUUUGUAAAAAUCGACAUGGGUACUCACAGAGCAGGUCUUAUUAAUGACAGUGUUACACUUGACAACAUUCUCGUUAAGCUCUUACGAUAUGAUAAUGUCAAAGAACAUGUUCAAGUUUAUGGUUUCUACUGUCAUGCCGGUCAUUCAUAUUCAUCAAAUUCAAUUUCAUCAGCUAAGAAAUUAUUGUUUGAAGAAAUCGAACAUGCCAAUAAAGCUGCUAAAUUAGCAUUAGAUUUCGAACCAGAUUUGACAUUGACUUUAUCUGUGGGAGCUACUCCAACAGCACAUGCUUCUCAUAUACUAACUCACCAAGAAUUAUCUCAACAUUUCAAAAAUGGAUUGCAUGGUACUUUAGAAUUACAUGCUGGAAAUUAUCCAUGUUGCGAUUUACAACAAUUAGCUACAGAGUGUGUCACUCAAGAUAAUGUUUCCAUUUCUGUUUUAGCAGAAGUUGUUUCUACAUAUCAUAGUAGAGGUGAAAAAGUCCCCGGUGAACAAUUAAUUAAUGCCGGUGUACUUGCUAUGUCAAGAGAAUCAGGCCCCAUAAACGGUUAUGGAAAGAUAGUAUCACCAAAAGGAUUUGAUGAUUGGUCUAUUGGUAGACUUUCUCAAGAACAUGGUAUACUCGUUCCAAGUUCUGAUGAUUGUAAGUUUAUUCCAAUAGGAACAAAAGUCCGCAUAAUUCCACAACAUGCAUGUAUUACAGCUGCUUGUCAUCCAUGGUAUUUUAUUGUCGAUAACGAGGAUACAGUUGUUGAUAUUUGGGUGCCCUUCAGAGGUUGGUAGAAAAAGUUAUCUAAAAAUGGUUAAUAAAAGUUACACAAUUUAUAAAAGUUUAUAGUCUGGGAAUGUAUAUUUACAAGUUUAAUUAUUUCUAUGUAUAACAAGUUUAAGCUAAUGCAGCUUUUGGUCUACCGAUCAACUUAGCUUUUCUUGUAGCUUCAUCGAAAACUCUUUGAGCAACAACGUCUUUUGGAAUGUUUUCUGGAUCAAUGUCUUCAAUGACAGAUCCUGGAACAUCGUACGGAACAAAUGAUGGUAAGAAACGAUUGGUUAAUGAUUGUCUUUCAGACACGGAAAAUAUACCUGCAGUAUUGAUUAAUCUAGAAACUUCUGUCUU